AUGGCACUUAUGAGCCUUCCCAACCAAGGUCGUCAUGACGUAUUGUUAGAUGGGAAGGUGAGAAAGACAACAAAGCAGCUCGGACCGAGAAGCUGGCCACGGCCGCAAGCCACCGAGAAGCAAAUGAGAGAAAUCGGCCAAGUGAAGAAGCGUUCCAUGGAAGCGAAGAGAAAGCUCGAAGCGAUGGAACAAGAGAAAAGGAGGAUGAAGGGACAGAAGGAGAGGAGACGCGAGGAUAGACGGAAGAUUGUGAAGGACGAAGAAGAGACAGCAUGGAUGCAACAAUCGCUCCAGGGGCUCCAGGAGAAGCGGUUCCUCCUACAUAGUCUUCUUAUUCAAGAACUUGGCGAUCUUCCGGUGAAGCGACUGCCAUUGAAAGCUGAAGUUGAAGAGGGUGGGGCUGUCCAAAAUCAAGCCGAAGGGAAUCUUGACGAAACCGUGGAUGGAGCUGAUAGCCUCAUAGAGGAAGCCGCUGAAGAUGAAGCCGAAGAGAAGAAGAUGAAGAUAAAGAUCCAUGCCAACCUUUCGAGAGUUUUGGAACUUUCUUGUCGAUAUAGUUCUGACACGCUUUGA
Messenger RNA from Caenorhabditis briggsae, 573 nucleotides. The record is from RefSeq and is a predicted model, not a curated record. The transcript is spliced from 4 exons. Lineage: Eukaryota; Metazoa; Nematoda; Chromadorea; Rhabditida; Rhabditidae. Bases 1 to 573 code for a protein of 190 amino acids.